AAAAAAAAAAAAAAACAGGAAAAGGAUUUGAAGAAGGGAAAAACUCCUGUGUCCGCGGUUGUAGUUCUCUCGUGACCGGGGAGGGUCAUUAGUUUCUCCUCUACUCGGCAGACUUACGACUCGCGACUCGCAACUUACGCGACUAUUGGGACUCGGAACUCUACCGGAAUCGCGUUGCGACUCCGGGGGAUGUGAAGUAGGCGACCCUUACCAUCUUGACCAACACACGUCACGCCCGCGCCGGUAUUCAAUGGAAGGAAAACCGACGCUGCUGCGAUCUUCUCUUCCCCCAUUUUUUCACUCCCCGAAAAUCUCUCACCCCCGGACACCCUUCGCGGUGCGGUUCCUCUUCCGGUUCACCGCCUCCCCUCCUCCCUCUCGAUUUUCCAUUUCUUUUUUUUUUCUUCUUCUUCAUUCGUUGUUACUCGUAGUUUCCUCCCGCUAUUUUCACUCGUGAAACGGCGCAAGGCUAUGGAAAUAAUAUCCUUUAAAGCAUAAUUACCUUCAUCGCUUAAGGUACAAAAGUUAAUAUUCUUUUUUCUCCACUUACGUUUUGUUCGCAGAAGGAUUUCAUUUAUUCUACCCUGUGCAGGUUUAUAAUAAUGUGCAAGGCGGAGGUAACUACACGUCGUACCCACACCGUCGGGAAUGCUUUGCAUUUACAAAUGCUUUUACGUGUGCGUGUGUACGAGGGUGUACGAGGGUGUACGUAUACGGGUUAUGAAUUUUUGAGCUAAUCCGGAGAUCGCCCCAGGGCUUGCGACGUGGAUGCGUUUUACCCAACGAAAAUAUUAUACGCCUAUAACAUGACGCGACAUACAACUGAAACCGGAUUACCGAGUGGAAAACUACUGCUACCCCUCGCCUUCCGUUCCCAACUUCAUCCCCUCAACAUCGACAUCGCCUUCGUCAUCGUGACGGUCCACGCGGAUGGCAAAAAAGUUUGGUAACCUAUGGGGAACGGAGUAACCGAUAAUGCCAUCAAAGCCGACCGGGAAACUGAAAACAGGUAUACCGAAACGUUGCGUUAAAACAGAAUUAGUAUAAACACAGUUCGAUUUGCUGAAAAUCAUCCAGUCGACUUUGGAGUCACGAGGUUUCAACGAGUGCUUUUCAUUUGGGUCAUAUUUUUGCAAUUUUACAAUGUUUUUUUUUUUUUCCCCCAUCGAAUCAACCGAAAACCGCAACAAGAUAAAAUCUGACGUAAAAAAGGCAUCGAAAUCGCAGUGUCCCAGAAACAGAGUUCUCCGUGAUACUGACGAUUGGCUGAAGGAAAUAAAAAUUGACCCAAAAAGAUAAGAUUACGUCCGUGAUUUUAUUUGAAAUAACCAGUUCCUUCGCGUAUCAUUUGUAAUCAAACACACCGACUCGAUAGUUGCGCUUUAUCUCGUGAGAUCUGGUGAUGCGAGGCACUGCGGAACGUCGAGAUAAAUGUGUCCCCUCGUUUCUAUUUAUUUGAUAUUUUUUCAUAAAUUCUAGAUCCAUGUACGAGACACGCUUUACAGACAUUUAGUGAGAAGCUAACUAGAACGGCGAUGGGAUAUAUAAGCUCGAUGUAAAUCAGUUGGAGUCACAAUAGCUGUUGAAAUGCCUUCUUUCGCCGUGGUAAUCUGCGUGCUUCUGGUCGUCACCGGGAGCUUCGGUUUCGCGACGCGUUCGAGGGAGCCCCGAUUGCGCGACGGCCGUAUCGUCGGCGGUGCAGAUGUCGGAAUCCAGGAUCAUCCCUACCAACUGUCUUUUCAGCAAUACAAACAGCAUAUUUGCGGGGCUUCGAUAAUUAGCCCAAAAUGGGCCAUCACCGCCGGUCAUUGUGUCGGGUCGCCUCCGAGUUACUACCGCGUAGGCGCCGGAAGUGCACGGAAGUCCGAUGGAUCGUUUCAUGCGAUAAAAAACAUAAUUAGGCAUCCCCAGUUCGAUAUGGCCGCCAUUGAUUACGAUAUAGCUUUGUUGGAGGUGGAAGAGGAAUUUGAAUUUUCCGAAACCGUACAGCCCGUAGAACUUCCUGAUCUCGAAAUUGAACCUUGGUCCGUAGUUAACGUUACCGGAUGGGGUGCUCUCUGGCAAGGCGGAAGCACGUCAAGGUUACUGCAAAAAGUUACCGUUCCCAUAAUACCCAGAGAGCUGUGCAGCGAAGCGUACAGUUUCAUGAACGAUAUAACGCCGAGGAUGAUCUGUGCCGGGAACCUGGUCGAAGGUGGAAAAGAUUCGUGUCAAGGUGAUUCGGGGGGCCCGUUAGUCGCCAAUGACACUCUUUACGGAAUCGUAUCGUGGGGUUACGGGUGUGCCAGGCCAAAAUAUCCGGGCGUUUACACGAAUGUUGCCGUACUUCGGGAUUGGAUAAGAGAGAACAGCGGAAUUUGAUCGACGUUUUAUUUUCAAUCUGCGAUUCAAUUAUAUCUAGCCAUACUCAAUCGCAUUGAUUGGUAUUCAUUCUUGUUUUCUUUUUUUUUCUAAUAAAUGGGAUUACCAGUA
Molecule: messenger RNA, 2472 nt
Organism: Athalia rosae (coleseed sawfly)
Lineage: Eukaryota; Metazoa; Arthropoda; Insecta; Hymenoptera; Athaliidae
Product: trypsin-2-like
Exons: 8
Coding region: 1588-2361 (257 amino acids)
Biological process (GO): proteolysis
Molecular function (GO): serine-type endopeptidase activity
Source: RefSeq, a predicted model, not a curated record